UGAAGACAAUGCCAAACUCAAGCUUACAUCUGAUGCUCCGUUCGCUGUUCCUGUCAUCUGAAAGAUGCAACGGAGGCCUGCCCCCUUUUAUACAAGGCAUAGACUCUGAGCAGACAUUUCAACAGCUUGAGCUCAGAAAUGUACUGACUUUGCCAGUUUGCACUAAGGAAGUGGUGAAAAUAUCAUCAGAGAAACAUCCAGAUAAAAGCAGAGACAAAAAUCAGAAUAUCAAACAAAAGAAUACAGCACCUGUUGAUUUAGGUUCUGCUGGGGAUGAUAGUCAAGAGAGUGAUGAAUCAGGGGACAGUGAAGAGGAGAGUGCAAUGUUGAAUUCAAUUAAAAAACGUUUGGCAGAAAAAUCUGCAGGUGAAGAUGAAAUUGAAGAUUUCAGUGUCGAUGAAGAUGAACUGGAUUUUGAUUUUCAGCUUGAUAAUGAAAUCUCCAAAAGUGUUUCGGAUGAUGAAGACGACGGAAUAAAUAUAAAAGGAGUAAGGAGAAAAUUGCCAGACAAGUUGGUUAAGAAAAGAGUUUCUGUUGUUGACGAUAAAUUUUUUAAGUUAUCAGAAGCUGAACAGUUUUUGGAUUCUGAGGAUUUGAAAGAGGAGAAGAGAAAGAAGAAAGAGGAGAGGGGGAAAGAUAAGACAGUUGAAGAAGAUGACGAUGAUGAUGAAGAAGGCGAAGAUGACGGUGAAGACAUUGACAUAUUUGGUGAAUUGGAUUCUGAUGAUGAUGCUCAGGGGGCUAAAUACGGAGACUUCUUUGACCCUCCUGAUGAUGCCAGUGCCGCAGAAGCAUCUAACGAGAAAGCUAACAGGUCACAGAGUGAUCUUGAUGAUUCUGAGUUAAAUCCAGAAGAUGAAAAUGUUGCAAGUUCUGAUGAUGAUGAUGAGGAGGAGGAGGAAGAGGUAAACGAUGAGGAAGAGGUGAAUGAGGAGGAGGAGAUGAGUGCUGAUGAGCAGGAAAUGAGUGAUAAUGCAGAAGAAUUGAGUAAUGAUGAGGGGGAGAUGAGUGAUGUUGAUGAGGAAGAAUCCGUUGCUGAGACAAAAGGUGACAAGAAAAAGAAAACCAAAGAAAGUACCAAAACAGCUAGUACUCUUAAAGAGAAUGACAAGAAAGUGACCUUCUCGAAUGAUUUAUUACAAAGUGACGAUGAAACAGAGAAGCCACUUGAUGCAAAGUCCCCUGCUCGAAAGUCAACUUUUGAGUUAAAACAAGAGAAGUUGCAAGCCAAAGCUAGGGAGAUGGAGGAGCAGAGCCUGAAAGAAGCUUCGUGGGAGCUUACUGGUGAAGUGUCCUCAUCAAAGCGCCCAGAAAACAGCUUGCUGGACACGGUGUUGGAUUUCCAGCACACGGCAAAAGCAGCUCCUGUCAUCACGGAUGAGACGACAAAGUCACUUGAAGACUACAUCAAGCAAAGGAUUAGAGACAAGACAUUUGAUGAUGUUGAGAGGAAAGAAAAGCCCAAAGAGGAUGUAUUUGAGUUCAAGAAGAGGAUCGUGCUAGACCAAGAGAAGAGCAAGCUAAGCCUGGGGGAACUCUAUGAGCAGGAGUUUGUCAAGCAGCAACAGACGGAAACAGAUGAAGUCAAAGCCGAUCCAGAAUGUGAGAAGAUAGAGAAGGAACUCAACAAGUUGUUUCAUCAGCUGGAUGCACUCAGUAACUACAGAUAUACACCAAUGCGGCCUGGCACAGAAGUCAAGAUCAUUGUCAACACACCAGCGAUCACCAUGGAAGAAGUAGCACCGGUUGCAACAGCAGACUCUGAGCUCUUGGCUCCUGAGGAAGUUUAUGGAAAGAAGAAAGGAGAGUUGAAAGCUGCAGAUGAAAGGUCGGCAACUGAUAAAAAGAGAGCUCUACGACAGAAAAAGAAGGACAAACGUGAACGGAAGAAGGCUAAGGAAAGCCGGGAGAAGGUCGUCGCAAAACUGAAACCUGGGCUGGGAAACAAACACAGCAAGGUCAAGGCUCUAAAACAGUUGGAGCAGAUAAGUAAAGUCGACAAAAAUAUCACAUUGAUAAAGGGUGAUCAGAAGAAAACAUCUUCAACAACAUUUUUCACUCAACUGCAAGAAGAAGUACAGACCAACGCCAAGUCAAAGAAAGCUGCCAAGGACAAAAAGAAGAAGGUUGUAGAUGCCAGCAAGUUGAUGUUAUAG
Candidula unifasciata is the source of this 2156-nucleotide messenger RNA. NCBI's taxonomy places the organism in Eukaryota, Metazoa, Mollusca, Gastropoda, Stylommatophora, Geomitridae. The record is from the annotation of a GenBank genome assembly.